GAAAAGGGAAGAAUUAAAGAAUACUUUUUUAUCAUCUACCUAAAAAUAAAAAAAUAAAGUAAAUGAAAAAAAAAAAAUACUAGUGUUUGUGUGUGUGUCUUUGAUGCCUCACGUUCUUUGUGCUUUUUGCAGGAACCUUUUUUCUUUCAGAGGGUUUAUAGUGCAACUUUCAACUCUUUCUUUUCUACCCUUUCAAAAGUUCUCUUGUUUUCUAACAAUUUUUAGACACAAAACAUAACAACUUUCUUUGUUUUUUUUCACUCUCACACGUUUCAUAUUCUUCCUCUGUUUCUGUUCUGUGUUCUUUGUAUUCAAAGUGUGUGCAACAUCAACUUCAAAAUCAACAUGAACAUGUCUGAGACUGAGAAGAAUCCUGGUAUUAGGCUAUUUGGGUGGAAGAUUCCGGUGCCGGAAUGUCAAAUUCCGACCAACUCUGGACCCAUGGAUACUUGCAGCAGUACAAAGAAAACAGAAGUGGAAAUACUUUGCGCAGAAAAAUCUGAGCAACAAGACAAUUCAUCCGAUUCAAUGGAUAGUAAACAGGAGACUCGUCAUGAUAUGCAAGAAAAGGAGCCAAUAGUGAAUUCGAAGUCCGCUGACGAUAAUACAGAGUCCGGUAAUACGGAUGAAGAAAAAAUCUUAAAGAAACCAGACAAGAUUGUUCAGUGUCCGCGAUGCAAAAGUUGGGAUACCAAGUUUUGUUAUUUCAACAACUAUAACGUCAACCAACCUCGGCAUUUUUGCAAGAAUUGUCAAAGGUAUUGGACUGCUGGUGGAACGAUGAGAAAUGUUCCGAUAGGUGCUGGUAGGCGGAAGAACAAGCAUCUAGCUUCUCAAUACCGACAAAUUAUAGUAACCUCGGACGGAAUUCCAACCUCAAGGCUUGAAACAAUACCCUCAUCCACUCAUCAUACAUCAACGGAUAACGAAACUGUAUUGAAAUUUGGUCCAGAUACCCCACUUUGUGAAUCGAUGGAGUCGAUGCUUCAUCUUAAAGACCAGAAAAGGAGUUCUGAUGCAAAUUCUAUUAGUUGUGUGCAACAUAGAGAGGAACCAUCCCUCUAUGGAUCGUCUGUAACAAAUACCAACACUCAAGGAAAUGAAGUAUCAGAACACAAUGCAUCAAAUUGGUUGCAGUGUUAUCCUGUUCCUCCAUGGGUAUUACCAAUGAAUCCGGGUUGGAAUAUGAAUAAUGUUGCUUCCAUGGCAGCAGUUCAUCCGACUUCAGCAUCCAUGUGCAACCCUUAUAGCGUUGCUCCAACUACAAUGCAAUGGUGUCCGACACCUAUGUUGGCGAUUCCGGGAAUUAGGCCACAAAACAUACCUUUGCAACUUGUACCAGCAUCAAAUUGGAGCAGACCAUCACUUUGCCUCUCGCCGCCUUCUUCCACAAGUAACAGUUGCUGCACGGGUAAUGGCUCACAAACCCUAGGCAAGCACACUAGAGAUACAGUUUUCACAGACCAAGAUAAAUCAGACAAGUCUGUCCCAGUUCGGAAAACGAUUAGAAUUAAUGUCACAAAUGAGGGCCCGAUAAGUCCUAUUCGAGCUACAUUAGCUAACAAGACACCAACUCAGAUUUUGGAAGCCAACUCAGCAGCUAUUUCUCAUGCUCAUACAAUCCAGGAAAGCAUAUAAUAAUUUUCUAGAUUUAAAUUUUUCAUUGAUAUUUUCAGUUAAAUAAGCUAUAGUACAUAUAUUGCUGGCUUUUGUUUCUCUUGCAGAUAUUUUGUUUUUAAGGUAGCAUAUUGUUUUAUGGUAUCUAUUGUUACAUUUUUAUUUCAACUUUGUACUUAAAUUUAUAUUGAGCUAUGCUAUCUGAAAUUAUGAUUUUUGGCUUUUGACACAAUAAAGGAUAUUUGACAGUGAUUAUUUCCACUGCAACAGUACUCAUGUAGUGUAGAGGGUGUGAACAGUACUCAUGACUGAUUAUUCAAUUUUCCUAUAUGGAUGGAUUUGUAUGAA
Trifolium pratense (red clover) is the source of this 1965-nucleotide messenger RNA. RefSeq names its product cyclic dof factor 3-like. NCBI's taxonomy places the organism in Eukaryota, Viridiplantae, Streptophyta, Magnoliopsida, Fabales, Fabaceae. The transcript has 2 exons. The coding region runs from base 346 to 1638 and encodes 430 amino acids. The record is from RefSeq and is a predicted model, not a curated record. Gene Ontology annotation, biological process: regulation of DNA-templated transcription. Gene Ontology annotation, molecular function: DNA-binding transcription factor activity; DNA binding.